Molecule: messenger RNA, 1935 nt
Organism: Cordyceps fumosorosea ARSEF 2679
Lineage: Eukaryota; Fungi; Ascomycota; Sordariomycetes; Hypocreales; Cordycipitaceae
Product: Serine/threonine-protein kinase domain protein
Exons: 4
Coding region: 1-1935 (644 amino acids)
Biological process (GO): protein phosphorylation
Cellular component (GO): nucleus; plasma membrane; cytoplasm
Molecular function (GO): protein serine/threonine kinase activity; ATP binding
Source: RefSeq, a predicted model, not a curated record
AUGCCGUCCAAAAACCCCAAUGGCUCUUCCGGCCAGGUGAGCCACCGGUUACGCAACUUCUUCCGCAUCAACAGCCCGGCCCCCGGUGACAAGGACAAGAAUGCCUCAGCGUCGGCAGCCGCCACCUCCGCCCCCAGCAUCACCGUCAACACUGCCACCGACAACAUCGUCAGUCCUAAGCCCUCGCGCCACACAAAGUUUUUCAGCAAUACCGUCGGCCGACUUCGCGCCCAUACUGUCGCUAGUGAGGGCAACCAGCUCGAGGAGGCCAUGAGCCCGACCGCCCACGCCAACCCCUACUUUGUCCACCAAGGCCAACCCGGCCUCCGCCAUCACAACGACGGCUCUGUGCCUCCAAGCCCACCCGACACCCCGUCACUGCAAGUCACCGGCCCCGAUGCUCCCGGUGCUGGAGAGCAUGCCACUGCAGAGACCAAGGAGGAGCUAGCCCGUAGGCUCAGAAGGGUCGCCAGCGCUCCCAACGCCCAGGGCAUGUUUGUCAACCACGCUGAUAAGGUCGCCGGUAUCGAUGGAGAACGCCCAGGCACGGCCGAGCUCGGCAAGGAUCCCGUCUUCCAGAGUUCCGACUCCGGCAAGGUUGGUCUCAUCAGCUCCGCUGCUGCCGGCCACGCGCUAGCCCAAGCUCACACCGCCGGAUCGCAGGACGACGACACCCUCGGCGCUCUCCCGCCCCCCAAAGCCACCAAUGCCUCUUUCCGCCGAACCUAUAGCUCCAAUUCCAUCAAGGUCCGGAAUGUUGAAGUUGGCCCUUCUAGCUUUGACAAGAUCAAACUCAUCGGAAAGGGAGACGUUGGCAAGGUCUACCUUGUCCGCGAGAAGAAGAGCAAUCGCCUAUACGCCAUGAAGGUCCUGAGCAAAAAGGAAAUGAUCAAGCGUAACAAGAUCAAGAGAGCCCUUGCUGAGCAGGAAAUUCUAGCGACAAGUAACCAUCCGUUCAUUGUCACCCUUUACCACUCUUUCCAGUCGGAGGAGCACCUCUAUUUAUGCAUGGAGUACUGCAGUGGUGGUGAAUUCUUCCGUGCUCUACAGACUCGCCCCGGAAAGUGCAUUCCGGAAGACGAUGCGAGAUUCUACGCUGCCGAAGUCACGGCUGCCCUGGAGUACCUGCAUCUAAUGGGCUUCAUCUACAGAGAUCUCAAGCCUGAAAAUAUUCUUCUUCACCAGUCUGGACACAUUAUGCUUUCCGAUUUCGACUUGUCAAAACAAUCCGACCUCGGCGGCAAACCAACCAUGAUUGUCGGCAAGAAUGGCGCAAGAACCGACGCACUGCCCACCAUCGACACUAGAUCAUGCAUCGCCAACUUCCGCACCAACUCUUUCGUCGGCACUGAGGAAUACAUUGCGCCAGAGGUUAUUAAGGGUAGUGGCCAUACAAGUGCUGUCGACUGGUGGACGUUGGGAAUUCUCAUUUACGAAAUGCUUUACGGCACUACCCCUUUCAAGGGCAAGAACCGCAAUGCCACUUUUGCCAACAUUCUCCGCGAGGAUAUCCCCUUCCCCGACCACGCUGGUGCUCCGCAGAUCUCAAAUCUCUGCAAGUCGCUCAUCCGAAAGCUGCUUAUCAAGGACGAGAAUCGGCGACUCGGCGCUAGAGCCGGUGCCUCCGACAUCAAAGUCCACCCCUUCUUCCGCACCACGCAAUGGGCUCUCAUUCGACAUAUGAAGCCACCGAUCGUUCCUCAUGCCGGCCGCGGCAUCGAUACUGUCAAUUUCCGAAACGUCAAGGAGAGCGAAAGCGUCGAUAUCAGCGGCGCCAAGCAGAUGAAGGGUGUCCCGCUGGACAGUGGGCUGUCUACACCAGGCAAUGAAAUCGCGGAUCCGUUCCUCGAGUUCAAUAGCGUCACCCUGCAUCAUGAUGGCGAUGACCACGGCCAUCAUGAGCACCACACCUACCAAAACGGCAUCCAAGCGUAA